AUGGCCGAAAGCGAGAGCAGCGGAGUGCGGGUGUGCGUCACCGGAGGCGCCGGGUUCAUCGGCUCCUGGCUCGUCAGGAAGCUCCUCGAGAAAGGCUACACCGUCCACGCCACCCUGCGGAACACCGGAGACGAGGAGAAGGCGGGUCUGCUGCGGCGGCUGGUCCCCGGCGCGGCGGAGCGGCUGCGGUUGUUCGACGCUGACCUCUUUGACGCCACCACCUUCGCGCCGGCGAUCGCUGGGUGCCAGUUCGUCUUCCUCGUCGCCACGCCAUUCGGGCUCGAAAACGCCGGCUCCAAGUAUAAGAGCACGGCGGAAGCUGUAGUGGACGCUGUGCGCGCGAUCCUCCGGCAAUGCGAGGAGUCCAGGACGGUGAAGCGAGUGAUCCACACCGCCUCCGUAUCGGCCGCUUCGCCGCUGAAGGAGGAGGUCUCCGGCGUCACCGGGUACAAAGAUUUCAUCAGCGAAUCUUGCUGGACUUCGCUCAACGUUGACUAUCCUCUCCGAAGUGCACACUUCGAUAAGUACAUACUGUCCAAGCUGCAGUCAGAGCAGGAACUCCUGAGCUACAACGGCGGCGAGAGCCCGGCGUUCGAGGUGGUGACCCUGGCCCUGGGCCUCGUCGCCGGCGACACGGUCCUCGGCCGUGCCCCGGAGACGCUGGAGAGCGCCGUGUCGCCCGUGUCCUGCAACGAGCCGCUCUUCGGGCUCCCGCGCAUCCUGCAGCAGCUCCUGGGAUCGCUGCCGCUGGUGCACGUCGACGACGUCUGCGACGCGCUCAUCUUCUGCAUGGAGCGCUGCCCCUCCAUCGCCGGCCGCUACCUCUGCGCCGCCGCAUACCCGACGAUCCACGACGUGGUCGGACACUACGCCAGGAAGUUCCCUCACCUCGACAUCUUGAAAGAGACGGAGGCGGUGGCGAGGGUGCAGCCUGACCGGGACAGGUUGGGCGAGCUGGGUUUCAAGUACAAGUACGGCAUGGAAGAGAUUCUUGACAGCAGUGUUGCCUGUGCGGCGAGAUUAGGUUCUCUUGAUGCAUCCAAGCUCAGCGUGCAGAAAGGAUAA
Molecule: messenger RNA, 1065 nt
Organism: Miscanthus lutarioriparius
Lineage: Eukaryota; Viridiplantae; Streptophyta; Magnoliopsida; Poales; Poaceae
Source: the annotation of a GenBank genome assembly